UAAUUCUGGAUGGAUGGAGAGUAGCAUGAGGAAGUCAAAUAUUAAGAAGUAAGAUGAAUUGCCAGCAAGGGUAUCUACUAAAUCAAUAGUUUCAAUGGUCAUUUAUAAAGAUGGCCUCAAUAGGAGAGUUCUAUUUUAAGUACAUGAAUCCAACAGCUGCAGGGGACUGCUUUUGGGUGUAAGUCACCUGUGUAGUCAGAACAUUUAUGAAACAAAUUGAGGCAACACCAGGAUGCUUUUAUAAUGUAUGCUGUUUUCAAGACUUGGAUUAUCACUUGCAUUUAUCUUCAACUGCUCCUCUUUAAUCAUCUCGUCAGAACUACAGGGAUCUGCACGAACCGUGUCACUGAUGAUGUGAAAGACGUUACAAAAUUGGUGGCAAAUCUUCCAAAAGACUAUAAGAUAGGCCUCAAGUAUGUCCCCGGAAUGGACGUUUUGCCUAGUCAUUGUUGGAUAAGCAAAAUGGUGGAGCAAUUGUCAGUCAGCUUGACUGAUCUUCUGGACAAGUUUUCAAAUAUUUCUGAAGGCUUGAGUAAUUAUUCUAUCAUAGACAAACUUGUGAAAAUAGUAGAUGACCUUGUGGAGUGCAUGGAAGAACACCCAUUGGAGAAUGUAAAAAAGUCAUCUAACAGCCUAGAACUCAAGAUGUUUGCUCCUGAAGAAUUCUUUAGAAUUUUUAAUAGAUCCAUCAAUGCCUUCAAGGACUUGGAGAUGGUGUCAUCUAAAACUAGCGAAUGUGUGUUUUCUUCAACAUUAAGUCCUGACAAUGAUUCCAGAGUCAGUGUCACAAAACCAUUUAUGUUACCCCCUGUUGCAGCCAACUCCCUUAGGAAUGACAGCAGUAGCAGUAAUAGGAAGGCCUUGAAUUCCAUUGGAGACUCCAAGCUGCAAUGGGCAGCCAUGACGUUGCCAGCAUUCUUCUCUCUUUUAGUUGGCUUUGGUUUUGGAGCCUUAUACUGGAAGAAGAAACAACCAAAUCUUACAAGGGCAGUUGAAAAUAUACAGAUUAAUGAAGAGGAUAAUGAGAUAAGUAUGUUGCAAGAAAAAGAGAGAGAGUUUCAAGAAGUCUAAUUGCUUGUAUCCACACUGUUACUUUCGUAUAUUGGUGGGUAACAGUUCAUGUUUGCUUCAUAAAUGAAGCCGCUUUAAACAAAUUCAUAUUCUGUCUGGAGUGACAGACCGCGUCUUUUCCUGUUCUUGCUACCCAUGACUCUAUAUGGAUGAUUCAGAAAUUGGAACAAAGUGUUUUACUGUGAAACUGGCACUGCAUUAAUCAUCUAUAAAGAAGAACUUGCAUGGAGCAGGACUCUACUUUAAGGACCUGGGGGACUUGUAGUGUCAUUUAGAACCUGCAACUGAUGUUGGGAGAGAAAGCACGUGUCCCAGACUGCACGCCCAUUUUGCAUGCCUCCAGAAAUGUCUAAUUGCUGAAAAGCCACAUCGCUUUAUUUUUAGUUACCACCUGCAGUUUGUAGUUAUCUCGGUCCCUUCAAGUAGCGUUCAAGCUGGAUAGUUGCGGUAAUAAUUUUUCUCAAAGGGACCUAGAAGAAUUUUAAAGACAAAAACUCGAUAGCAUCAGCCACUGCACAUAUUCAAAGCAGUGGAGGAAAAAGUGAUUGGAGUGGGUAUCACGUCAGCUUCUUAGCCGCUAAUGAUAUGGGUCUGAUCUCGAGUCUCUUCCUGAUGUGAACCACGCUCACCCACAUCGCAUGAGACAAAGGGGCACGGUUGGCUGGUACUGAAUUGGAACAGUGAUGCCUUUGCAGAGGGGAGAGUCCCCCAAAGAGUCAUCGCACGAAGAAGCUAUGAACACUGAGCAGCAGGGCAGUCGCCGAGGAGGACAUUCGUCUCCCCUGGUGCGGGCGGCCUUUUCCCUUGACCACUGUCGGGUGUAUAAAUCAUGCUUGCAAAAUAUAUUACAAAAUGUUUAUAUUCUAAAACUAUUACAGAGUUAUGGAAAGGGACUUAGGAGAAAUUGCUGAAUGUAUGAAGGUCCUGUUUUUGAUUUCCGCCAUGGGAGAGAGUAAAAAUAAAUUAUGAUAUUUAGUAUGUAAGGUUAGGAAACCACAACACCCACAUGCUGAUAUGGGUGUUGAAACUAGGUUACUUGGCUUUUAUAAGAAUGCAAGGAAUCAGGAAACUCUACUUAUUUAUAGUAUAACCACCAUUAUCUGUUUUAAAGGAUCCAUUUAUUUAAAAUCAGGCACUCUAUAUCCAUUAAGGUUUAUGAAUUAAAUAAAAAGAGAGCUUUAUGUA
This is a messenger RNA of Myotis brandtii (Brandt's bat), 2256 nucleotides long. It is a transcript of the gene KITLG, whose product is annotated as KIT ligand. Gene Ontology annotation, molecular function: stem cell factor receptor binding; cytokine activity. The record is from RefSeq and is a predicted model, not a curated record. Gene Ontology annotation, biological process: cell adhesion; positive regulation of cell population proliferation. The transcript has 11 exons. Gene Ontology annotation, cellular component: plasma membrane. NCBI's taxonomy places the organism in Eukaryota, Metazoa, Chordata, Mammalia, Chiroptera, Vespertilionidae. Bases 244 to 1071 code for a protein of 275 amino acids.